Molecule: messenger RNA, 1389 nt
Organism: Camelus dromedarius (Arabian camel)
Lineage: Eukaryota; Metazoa; Chordata; Mammalia; Artiodactyla; Camelidae
Gene: TMEM37
Product: transmembrane protein 37
Exons: 2
Coding region: 76-669 (197 amino acids)
Cellular component (GO): membrane
Molecular function (GO): calcium channel activity; voltage-gated monoatomic ion channel activity
Source: RefSeq, a predicted model, not a curated record
CUCCCGGAGCCGGCGGUCGCAGCCGACCCGCGCCAGGGAGCCAGGCGGGAGCGCGCGGCCGAGCCCCGGUGCAGCAUGACUGCCAUUGCCGUGCAGGCUCAGAAGCUGCUGGCCCAGAGGAGGCCCCGCCGAUCCUUCUUUGAAUCCUUCAUCCGGAACCUCAUCAUUUUAUGUGCCGCCCUGGCUGUGGUCCUCUCCUCUGUCUCCAUCUGUGAUGGCCACUGGCUCCUGGCUGAGGAUCGCCUCUUCGGGUUGUGGCACUUCUGCACAGCCUCCAACCAAACAGGGUCUCACUGCCUCCGAGACCUGAGUCAGGCUCACAUGCCCGGGCUGGCCUGGGGUAUGGUCCUGGCUCGCAGCCUGGCUGCCUUGGCUGUGGUGGUCGCCAUUUUUGGCCUGGAGCUCCUCAUGGUGUCCCAGGUGUGUGAGGACCUCCACUCACGGAGCAAGUGGGCCAUAGGCUCCAUCCUCUUCCUUGUCUCUUUCAUCUUCUCUUUCGGGGGGCUCCUGAUCUUCGUGAUCCUUCUCAGGAACCAGGUCACGCUCAUCGGCUUCACCCUGACGUUCUGGAGCCAGUUCACGGCCUCCUUCCUCUUCUUCCUGAACGCCAUCAGUGGCCUUCACGUCAACAGCAUCACCCACCCUUGGGUCCAGCCUAUGAAAUUUUAGGACAUAGAGCUCUACAAGAAAGUGUGGGCAAGAUGGGACUUUUCCAACAUGUGACCUCUGGUGGGUAGGGGUGGGACAGUGACUUUGAGACUGCUGCCUCUUCACCUUUAGCCAGAAAUGUCCCAGAGGCCUUUGCAGCUGGUCUGCAGGCCCCAGAGGCCAGGUGGGUGCCUCAGUGCCACCAAGUGUACCAGCUUAGCCAAGUUAUUAGGAUGCUGAUUUUAUAAGAAGAAACAUAUUUUAAAGCCUUUUCUUGAAUCUUUUCCUGGGACGCGACUAGAUUGGAAGCAGCUCAGUAACUGAUGCUCAGAGUGGCUGCACAGCCAAGGCCAGUUCACACCUGUUUUAUUGAGUCUGCUGGGAUGUGGGCUGUAGAUUCCCUGGGGCCUCCUGGGUUGCUAAGGGUGAAUCAUUUUUCCAGCAAAGGAUGUCCAAUCAGUGCCUAGGACUUUCUUCCACCAGCUUAAAGGGCCUUUGUGGAGUUUUCCUGCUCUAGCUUUGGUCAUGCCAGCGAAGCAGAAGUCAGGAUGUCCUGCAUACAGUAGGUUUUCAAACCAUUUGACUUCACUUGAGCCCCGCUCUUCAGGGGACCCCAUAAUCCCUGGAUAAUCCCAGCUUCCAGCAGCUAGCUGUCCCCUCUGGGGACUCUCCCUGUCAGAAUCCUGCCUUAAGCCCUUCCAGGAGGGCGCACCUGACUUCUAACACGCUGUCCUCUCUGAA